GGCCGCGGAGGGGAACUGCGGCCUAGGCGGCGACGAAGAAGCGCAUUCACUGGACUUGUAGGCGCGAACAGGUUCCGGCCAGACUACAGUGCCCACAAUGCACCGGGCGAGCGCGCGCCGCGGGGCUGCGGCCAAGGUCACUCAGAGCAGCCUUUGGCAGCAGCCACAAUUGCCUGCAGUGGGGAAGCAGCUACAGAGGAUAGCGGCACAGUCAUGCAGCUGAAGAAGAGUUUCCUGGGAGAAACAUCAGAAAAAAAAUUUACUUUUCAGGAGAUAUGAUUGUAUUCCUGGAAAAAUCCAUGAAUAAGCUGCUAGAAUUAAUAAGAGAACUUUGCAGAUGAAUGAAAGUAAAGAAGUUAAUUUAUCAUUUUCCUCUGUCUAGGCAAUGUCUAGUUAGACUGGCGAUGGAAAAAAGUAGCCUAUUCGUAACAGCAACCAAAACUAAAAUCAAAGAAACAAAUAAAACAAAAAACAGGGAGGCAGGCACAGGAUCCAUAGGAACAAAAUUAUGAAAUUUUGUUAAAGGACAUAAACCAAAAUCUUGGUAAAAAAAGACUCCAUGUUCCUGGAUAGGAGGACUUGAUACAGAAAAUUAUCACUUCUUCUAAAAUUAAUAAUGCAAAUAUAAUCAGAAUCCCACUGUGGUUGGUUUUACCCUCCUCUCUGCCUUGGAUGUAUGGGUAGUACUGGACAAGACUUUUUAAGAGUUCAUUUGUUGGAAAAUAACCAAGAAGAUUAUGAAAGUGAAAAAAAUUAAAGUGAGAUUUGCUUUACCAAAUGUUAAAACUCACUAUAAAGCUACUGUAAACAAGAAUAUGCUUUUGGCUCUCUAUUAAGCAAAGGGCAAAAACAGAAACAGACCCCAAUAAAGAGCAUGAUAUAUAACAAGAAGAGCAUUUCGGUUCAUUGGGGAAACGGUGCCAACACAGUUGAGUGUCCAGGGAAUAGGGGAACUGUGUAGCUAGUCCCCUGCAUUAAUGCAGGGGAAAAAAUUCUAGGCAGAAUUUAAAUGUAAAAAGUAAACAUGUUUAGAGAAAGAUUAGAAUAAAAGUUGUAUAACUUUGAGAAAAAAAUGCUUCCUAAGCAAUAUGGGAAACAAGCUACAAAGAAAAAAAUAGUCAUUUAAGUACAUACAUUUUUAAAUAAAAAUUAUAUAACAAAAGGCAUUUUAAUUAAAAAAAUAGGGAAAGUAUACAUGUAAUACUUAAGAUAGUAAAAGCCUAAUAUUCCUGAUAUAAAAAGAACUUCCACAAAUUGAUAAGAAAAAGACAAUCCCAUAGAAAAAUGGGCAAAAAAUAUAGUUACUAGUCUACAUGUUUUUCAGAUAAUGAUCAAACUCUCAUAACAGUCCUAUGAGAGGGUACCAUUAUUGUCCUCAUUUUACAAAUGGGGAAACUGAGGCACAAAGGUGAAAUAACUUGAGUAUAAAAUGGCAAAACCAGCUCUAGAAUUUAUAAACUUAACCACUAUUUCAUGCUGCCUCUAAGGAAAAGAAACUCAAAUGAACAAUAAGUGGAAAAAUAGGCUCAACCUCCCUAAUCAAAUAAAUGUACAUUAAGGCAAAUAUGAAAUACUGUUUUCAUAUUGGCAAAGAACAAAAAGAACAGAAACAUACAGUGUUAGGGAGAAUGUAAGGAAACAGGCAAUUUGAUCAUGUUUAACAAAAUUAAAAAUAUUUGUCACACUCUGUUCCCAAAAUCCAACUUUUGCUGCAGGAGACCACGAUACUUAAGGAUAUAACAGCAGGGAUAGUUAUUGCGGCUUUAUUUAAAGUGGCAAAAUCUAGAAACAGCCUGAAUUGGGAAUGCUUGAAUUAUAGUAUAUUCUAACUAUGGGAAAUUAUGUAAUAUUUUAUGCAAUUUAUAUGUAAUACAUAAAUUACAUAAUUAUAGGGCAAAUGAAAUAGUUCUAUUUUUAUUUCUUAGGAAUAUUGGAAUAUAUCUAUUUUUAGUUAUUAGAAUUAGGAAAGGAAUAUCCAUGAUAUAUUGGUAAGUGAGGAUCAAACAAUAAUCUGUGCCGUGGCAGCAUGUUCCCAUUUGGGUAAACAAAAUCCUUUUGGUGUAUUAUAUGUACUUCAGUAUGAGCAUAUGUAUGGAAGGAUUUAUACCAGACUGUUAACACUGGUAACUCAAGAAAGGGUGGCAGUUGAAUUGGGGGUGGGGACGGGAGGACACAAACAUAUUAUAACCAUGAGCUAAGAUGAUAGAAAACUAUAACCAAUUUUAUGUUUUCCUAAUGGCCCAAAUCUAGAAAAUAAUUUGUCAGUGUGCCUGUGUUACUGUGGGCACCUUGAGAGUUGUGUUCUUUGAGUACUGUAUUAAAUUAUCAAAGUUUGAUAGCUGUGGUCUUUAAGAGUAUCCAUUCCUCUUUAUUUAGAGAGCACUGCACAGUCAGUUAAUAGUAUUUUAUUUCCUAUGAGGCCUUUCUUAUAGGCAAAAAGACGUGCUGCCUUGUGGCAGCAGUUUAGAUUUUCAGUUUAAAUUUGUAAAUUGAGGUUCUGUCUUAUAAACUAGUCUCUUGUGAACUUGAUUAAUGAAUCACUCCCCCUUUAAGACACCUCAGCAAUCCCUUAUUUUAUCCUCUUUCAUAUUUCACACCCAUUUUUUUUUUACUCUCAGCAGGUAGCCUCACUUCAUGCAGCACAAAGAAAAGUAAAAGCCACAAAGUUCAGUAUCCUUCCUCACCACCUAAGACUAUUUACAAUAUGAGUCCUCCUCAGAACUCCUGAGAGCAGGAGGCACAUCUGGGCCACUUCUAGCUUUUGAAGUUUUGGGCAUCUUCAAAUCUGGUAAUGAGGAAAUUAUUUAUAAACACUAUGGUUUGUUUGUUAAUUUUAAAUAGAGCAUUUACAUGAUUAAAAGUCACAAUGCAUUUAAGAGUAUCCAUUGAAAAAUCUGCCUCCAAUACCUAUCUGCAGCCACCUAGUUCCCCUUUCUAUUGACAGCUGCUGUGACCAGUGGCUGUGUAUCUGUGUAUCCUUCCUGAAAUAUUCCAGCAUGUAAAGGUGUGUUUACUUAUAUAUAAAACAGAAAUGGCAUCAUAGGAUACACAUGCUUUUGCACCUUAUUUUCCUUAAGAUAUCUUGAGGACAGACCCACAUUUGUACAGCAGCAAAAUAUUUUAUUACAUGAUGCACCAUAAUUUACUUCACUUGUCCCUGAAGGGGAGCAGAAUUGUGUGUCCCCAAAAUAUGCUACUUUGGCAUGUGGAUUGUCUUGAGCUAAGGGCAAUCAAGAUGCCACAAAACUCAAGAAAAACUUGUAACUCUCCCUUCAUUAUCUAAAAAAAUGUAGAUGGGGGCCUGGCCCAGAGAGAGCUAUUACCAGAGAAAACUUUUGUCUCAGCGACCUUUCUCUACGACAGGGGAAACAUCUAAUUACCAAACAUCUGCUCCUCUUAUUGGCCUAUGAAUUACUGUCCUUACCCUUUGAAGCCCUAAGCCUGCAUCCCAUUCCUUAAACUUAAGUUGAGACAUACAAGCCUCAGCUAUCCAAGCUUGCUCUUUGGUCUCAUGCUUUUAUGGGACUCAUGUAGAUACAAAAUUAAAUUUGCUUUUCUCCUGUUACUCUGUCUUAUAUCAAUUUUAUUUGACCAGCCAAAACAACCUAGAAGGGUAGAGGAGAAAAUUUUCCUCCACUACAUCCCCUUUUUGAUCUGAACCUUUCACUGUCACAGUGUUGCAGUGAAUAACCUCGAACAUAUCAUCAUUACACACACUUAAUUCCAAAUACGAAAUUAUACCUGUAGGAUAAAUUCCUGUACAGGCAUACUUCAGAGAGGUUGUGGGUUCAGUUCCUGACCACCGCAGUAAAGCAAAUAGCUCAAUAAAGCCAGUUCCCAAAUGUUUUGGUCUCCCAAUGCAUACAAAAGUUAUGUUUACACUAUAUUGUUGUCUGUUAAGUGUGCAAUAGCGUUAAGUGUAGAAAAACAACAUACACAUCUUAAUCUAGAAAAAUGCCAUUGGAAAAAUGGUGCUGAUAGACUUGGUCCACAGAGUUGCCACAAACCUUCAAUUUGUAAAAAAAAAAAAAAAAAAAAAAAAAAGCAAUUAUCUGCAAAGUGCAGUAAAACAAAGUAUAAUAAAACUUCCAGCCCCGCCCCCUGGCUCCUGGGAGUGUGGCAGACUGGAGAGGGCAAGAAAGAGCCUUGCGCCCCUCCCCCAUACUCUGCCCUGUGCAUCUCUUUCGUUUGGCUAUUCUUGAGUUGUAAUCCUUUAUAAUAAACUGUGAAACGUAUGUGUUUUUCUGAGCUCUGAGUCAAAUUAUCAAACCCGAGGGGGAAGGGUUCAUGAGAAUCCCCAAAUUUGUAGCCUGCUGGUCAGGAGUAGGUAGCUUAAGCACCCCAUUUAAGGCUGGUGUCUAAAGUCAGGGCAGCCUCGUGGGACUGAGUCUUUAACCUGUGGGGUCUAUGCUAACUCCAGGUAAUUAGUGUCAGAAUUGAAUUGAAUCGUUGGACCCCCAGCUGGGGUUGUAGAAUCAGAGGCUUUGGAGAUGAUGUUAAGCCAUUCUAGUAGCACAUUGGAUAGUCCCUCUCCUUCUCUCAAAGGUAAAAAGUUCUAUUUCCACCAUCAGUGAGGGCUCCAUGUAUGAUUGCUCCCCGGACCAUCUAAGAGUUUGGAGUCUCAGGGAGAUUAAUACGUCAGCUGAACACAUCUUCACACUGAUUUUCUUUGUAUAUUUGUUCACAGUUUUAUUUAAAGAGGAGAUGAGACCUGGAGCAAGCCAGGUUCUGCUUGCACGCCUCAGUCAGCAAAACAAGCCUGCUGGCAUCGUGGCUCACUCUCAGAAGGCAGCCUAUAUAGUUCAGACCCCCGAGAAUAUGUCUCCAACUGCUGCUACAGAGGCUUAUUCAAAAGCUUUGGCUGUUUGCCAUGGACCAUUGGACCACUAUGACUUUCUGAUCAGAGCUCAUGAGCUAAAUGAUGAUGAACAUCAAAGAAGAGUCAUACAGUGUUUGCAGAAAUUACAUGAGGACCUUAAAGGAUACAGUAUAGAGGCAGAAGGCCUUUUUUCAAAGCUUUUUUCAAGGAGAAAACCUCCAAGGGGCCUGUAUGUUUAUGGAGAUGUUGGUACAGGGAAAACAAUGGUGAUGGACAUGUUUUAUGCUUAUGUGGAAAUAAAGAGGAAAAAACGGGUUCAUUUUCAUGGUUUCAUGCUAGAUGUUCACGAAAGAAUACACCGCCUUAAACAGAGUUUGCCAAGAAGGAAACCAGGAUUCAUGGUUAAAUCAUACGAUCCAGUAGCUCCCAUAGCUGAAGAAAUCAGUGAAGAAGCUUGUCUCUUAUGUUUCGAUGAAUUUCAGGUCACUGACAUUGCUGAUGCCAUGAUUCUGAAACAGCUUUUUGAAAAUCUGUUCAAAAAUGGGGUCGUCGUUGUGGCAACAUCCAACAGGCCACCGGAAGAUCUCUAUAAAAAUGGACUCCAAAGAGCUAACUUUGUACCAUUCAUAGCUGUCCUGAAGGAAUACUGUAAUACAGUCCAGCUAGAUUCUGGGAUAGAUUAUCGGAAGAGAGAACUUCCUGCUGCAGGAAAGCUCUACUACCUCACAAGUGAAGCUGAUGUGGAGGCUGUCAUGGAUAAGUUGUUUGAUGAGCUGGCUCAGAAACAAAAUGAUUUAACUAGACCAAGGAUUCUAAAAGUGCAAGGCAGAGAGCUGCGGCUGAAUAAAGCCUGUGGAACCAUUGCCGACUGCACAUUUGAAGAGCUAUGUGAGAGACCACUUGGAGCCAGUGACUAUUUGGAACUGUCAAAGAAUUUUGAUACAGUAUUUUUACGAAACAUUCCACAGUUUACCCUGGCGAAGAGGACUCAAGCCCGGAGAUUCAUAACUCUCAUUGAUAACUUUUAUGAUUUCAAGGUGCGCGUAAUUUGCUCUGCAUUGACUCCUAUAUCAAGCUUAUUUUUGCAUCAACAUCAUGACAGUGAGUUGGAGCAAAGCAGAAUACUGAUGGAUGAUUUGGGGCUGAGCCAGGACUCAGCGGAAGGACUCUCAAUGUUUACUGGAGAAGAGGAAAUCUUUGCAUUUCAGCGCACAGUUUCCCGGCUCACAGAAAUGCAGACUGAACAGUACUGGAAUGAAGGAGACCGAAGCAAGAAGUAACCGACACUGUUGCAUGAAUAAAACUCUGGGCAAAUGAUUAUCGCAGGGAGAACUUUUUAUUAUGGGACUUGCAGGAAUCAUUUUUCUCAUCAUUAAUUAUGCACUUUGUCCUUUGGACCAUUUUUAUCUGAAACUGCUGUUGAAGAUGUAGUGGAUUAGUAAGUUAAAGCUAUUCUUAGGUGUACAUUUUGCCUAUUUAUUUGGCCUUAUUUCUGCACCACAAAAUUAAAAUCAGCACCCUGAAGGUGAAUGUAGGACCAGAUAUUUUGGCUUCUUAUUAAGCCACCUGAAUGAACCUUGAAUACACACACACUCGGUAAAUGCAGGAUGCCUGGACAUCUCUGAGCUUUGGCUACAUGGUAGCCCUACGAUAGAAACAUCUUUUAUAAGACAGGAGAAAAGAAAACCCAAAUUUCACUUCAAAAUAAAGAAAGCCUUCUGGUCUUACUUUAAACUAAAGUCAGUAACAUUUUAGAAUGUGGACUUCUCCGUGUGAUUGUAGGGGGCUAUAAAUCAUACUGAAUCUCCUAGGCCUUCAGACUUCCUUAGACAGGGAGUAUGUUUUUCACCCUGAGUUCAAGCUUGGCAGGCGGGACCUGAUCUCCAGUGGACACAGAGUUGCCUGAAAAAAAUCAAGGAUUAUGACACCAUAGAAUAAGGAGCAAGGGUGUCAAAUUCCAACUGACAGGCAGAUUCCCCAACUCUGACAGCCAGAAGGACAGACACCAGGAAUUGGGGACCAGUGAGAGAGUGUCAGGAGGGGCAGAGUCCUGGACACACCAGGCUACAAAGUGGACUCCUGCUCCCCUGAGGCUACAGGACCAUGGGGACCUCGGCUCCUCCCCGCUGCUCAUAUGCAUCUUCCUCUGGUCGCAGGAUGCUGCUCCUACCCCUGCCUCUGCUGCUGUGGUGCAAUGGGCCUGAUAGUAAAAAGGAAAGACCACUUGACGAACCUACUUAAAUAAAAUCUGAUUUGUCCUCCUUUGA
Molecule: messenger RNA, 7086 nt
Organism: Vicugna pacos (alpaca)
Lineage: Eukaryota; Metazoa; Chordata; Mammalia; Artiodactyla; Camelidae
Source: RefSeq, a predicted model, not a curated record